Molecule: messenger RNA, 1735 nt
Organism: Tarenaya hassleriana
Lineage: Eukaryota; Viridiplantae; Streptophyta; Magnoliopsida; Brassicales; Cleomaceae
Product: dnaJ protein P58IPK homolog
Exons: 9
Coding region: 125-1579 (484 amino acids)
Cellular component (GO): endoplasmic reticulum lumen
Molecular function (GO): protein binding
Source: RefSeq, a predicted model, not a curated record
ACUGGAAUCAAACUCUCCUCCUCCCUUCGUCUCUCUGAGAAUUCCAAGUUCGUGGGUUUACGACUUUAGGUACGUGUAUACGCGCGCGCACACACAUAUAUACCUGUAUAUAUAUGCAUUGAGAAUGGAUCCGGUCGGAGGAUGGUCGGGCAUGGAUUUCUUGGCCUGGAGAGGAAUGGCGUACACACUUCUCCUGCUCAACUUCGUAUUCGCUUGUCAGCUUCUUCUUCUUCAACCUCUCGUGUCUGCCUUAGAUGGCCAAUCUGUAGAUGCUUCUGAGCUAUUUGAGAGGGCUUCUCAAAGUAUAGCUAUUAGGCAUUACGCCGAGGCGCUAAAUGAUUUGAAUGCAGCCAUAGAGGCAGACCCGAAAUUUUCGAAAGCUUACCUGAGGCGUGCUUCCAUACUUCGUCACUUUUGCAGAUAUGAAGAAUCUGAAGAUAGCUACCAAAAAUAUCUAGAACUAAAACCAGGAGAUUCAGAUGCUGAAAAGGAGCUCUCUCAGCUACAUCAAGCUCAAAGCGGGUUGGAUACUGCGUUGACUCUUUUUGAAUCAAAGGAUUUCGGGAAGGCUCUUGAAUAUGUUGAUAAAGUUGUUCUUGUCUUCUCCCCUGGUUGCUCCAAGGCAAAGCUUCUCAAAGUACAGCUGCUUCUGGCUUCUAAAGACUACUCGAGUGCAAUUUCUGAGACUGGCUAUCUUCUCAAAGAAGAUGAAAAUAAUCUCGAUGCUUUGCUCCUCCGUGGUCGUGCCUAUUACUAUUUAGCUGAUCAUGAUAUUGCUCAAAGGCAUUACCAGAAAGGACUACGCCUUGAUCCUGAGCACAGUGCAUUGAAGAAAGCAUACUUUGGACUGAAAAAUCUACUCAAGAAAACCAAAAGUGCUGAAGACAAUGCUAGCAAGGGGAAGUUACGGGUUGCGGCAGAGGAUUAUAAAGCAGCUAUAGCUAUGGAUCCCGAUCACAUUGCACAUAACGUGCAUCUCUUUCUCGGACUCUGUAAGGUCACAGUCAGGUUAGGCCGGGGAAAGGAGGCUUUAGAUAGCUGCAACGAAGCUCUUAACAUAGAUCCAGAGCUGACUGAAGCUAUGCAUCAGCGCGGUGAAGCUAAACUCUUGCUCGAAGAGUGGGAAGGAGCCGUCGAGGAUUUGAAACAAGCUGCUCAAAGAUCUCAGGACAUGAACAUACGCGAAGCGCUGGGUAGAGCCGAGAAAGCAUUGAAGAUGAGCAAACGAAAGGACUGGUACAAGAUUCUUGGAGUUUCCAAGACGGCGUCUGUUUCCGAAAUCAAACGAGCCUAUAAGAAGCUUGCUCUGCAAUGGCAUCCAGACAAGAACGUCGACAACAGGGAAGAAGCGGAGAACAAGUUCCGAGAAAUCGCAGCAGCAUACGAGGUUCUUGGAGACGAAAACAAGCGUGUAAGAUAUGACAGAGGAGAAGACCUUGAGGAGAUGGGUAUGGGCGGCGGCGGGGGAGGAUUCAACCCUUUUGGCGGUGGGCAACAGUACACCUUCCAUUACGAGGGCGGCUUUCCCUCCGGCGGUUUUGGCGACCGUUUUCCGGGUGGUUUUGGUUUCGAUUUCUGAUUUUUUUUUUUUUCAGUCACUGCUAAUCAUGUAACUUUGACGUUUUCACUUCAGGUAUAUGUAUUCAUUCACCAAAGUUUUGCUCAUUUGUCUUUUUGUUUUCAUGACAUCUGAACUCAGAUGUCCCUUCCCCAGUUCCAUCCAGUUUUAGUCCUU